GCUGACAACAAAUGAUUUUAUACAUGUUCUGUUUUUCUUAGCUGCUUUUUUUUUUUUUUUUUUAAGUGAAACAUCAAGCUUAGAUCUCUAUCGAAAAACAAAAACAGCCAUGUUGAGAAGUAAAAGUAUCAAAAACAAAAGCGUUAAAAAGUCACCCCGAAAGCGUUCAGUUUCAGAAAAACCUGCAAGAAGUAAAAAUGAUUUGUGUUGUGCUAAUACUGAAAAACCAGAGCCAGAAAUUUCAGAUGAAAAGCAUGGCUAUGUUUUACGCCAGAAAAUUAAACAAGAGUUAGCAAGCUUAAAACUUCAAAAUAUAGAUACAGACCCAGAAGAUAGUGAUGAAACCAAUUCUGAUGAGACAGAUACUGAUAGUGAUUUUGAGUUUCGUUCUGAAGAUGCUUGUGAAACACCCAAACUACAAAAAAAGAAUUCUGUAAACGCUUUCUCAGAAAGCUAUUUUCGAGCACAAAGGCAGAAGAAAUGCAGUACAUCAAACAAAACUCUCUCAAAUGUAAAAAUAGAAAAAACAAAUAUAAAAGAAUUGAAGGAAAUUCUAGAGAGUGUUCCAGAAUAUCAUAAGAAAGAAAAAGAUGAUUUUUAUAAAACAUAUUCUGUGCACUUCUCAAAGUGGAAACUUCUAUUAAGAGAAGGCUUCAAUGUUUUACUUUAUGGUUUAGGCUCAAAACAGAAAAUUUUAAAUUAUUUUAUGACUGAAGCUUUAACUAAUUCCUUGUGUCUUGUUAUUUAUGGAUUUUUUCCUUCUUUGAAUGUUAAACAAAUGUUGUCUUCUAUAACUGAAGAUGCCUUAAAUCACGAAGGGAAAUUUUCGAGCAUACAAGAUCACUUAGAGUUUAUCAAGCAAUAUUUUUCUAAAAAUAAAGAGAAUUUGUACAUUAUCAUCCACAAUAUUGAUGGAGUUCUACUUCGUAGUACAAAAUCGCAAACAGUUCUUUCAUCAUUAGCAGCAGUUUCAAACAUUCAUUUCAUUUGCAGCGUUGAUCAUAUCAACUCUCCUUUAAUUUGGGAUCAAGUAAUGCUUAGUAGAUAUAAAUGGCUAUGGUAUGAUGCAACAACAUUUGAACCCUACAUAUUGGAAACUUCUUACGAAGAUUUCUUGUUGAAAGAUCAAUCCAGCCACCUUCUGCUGAGUUCUCUCCUUCAUGUAUACAACAGCUUGACACCUAAUGGCCGUGGUGUGUUUAAAAUUUUAGCUCAGUAUCAAAAAGACGAGAAAAAGAAUAAUUCAGGCAUGCCUUUUCAUGAAUGGUAUCAAGAAUGCAGAGAAGCUUUUUUGGUUAAUAGUGAAAUAACAAUGCAAGCACAAUUAUCAGAAUUUAAAAAUCAUAAAUUGCUUGCAUCUCGAAAGUCGAGUGAAGGUAUUGAAGUCUGGUAUAUUCCUGUUGAUUUAGCUACUUUAGAACAAUUUUUGGAAAAUUGUGAAUAAAAGUCAUCAGAU
Molecule: messenger RNA, 1456 nt
Organism: Uloborus diversus
Lineage: Eukaryota; Metazoa; Arthropoda; Arachnida; Araneae; Uloboridae
Gene: Orc2
Product: origin recognition complex subunit 2-like
Exons: 10
Coding region: 110-1444 (444 amino acids)
Biological process (GO): DNA replication
Cellular component (GO): nuclear origin of replication recognition complex; nucleus
Molecular function (GO): DNA replication origin binding
Source: RefSeq, a predicted model, not a curated record